AUCAAAAUUAUGUGGAAACUAUUGCUCUGAUAUAUUCAAAAUGUUCAACAUAUUCUUCUUUUUUCUGUAUAACAACAUAUUUUAAAUUCUGAACAUGAUUAGUUGCUCAAAUAUGUCAAUAAAUUAUGUAAUGCAUUCUUAUCUUUUCCUUCUCCAGUAUGUUAACCGUGCUUGUGAGAACCUCAUGGGGUACUCGGUAGAUGAUGUGGCUGGCCGCAGUUUAUGGGAGAUACACAGCUCUGGCAAUCACAAGCACAGAACUUCAGUUGAUUUUAAAACAUCAUUGGAGCAUCAGAGAGCAGGAACAGAUCACAGACAAAUAUCGGAUCAUAGACAGACAGUUGAGCACAGAACGGGCGAGUCUAAAGUUAACUUAGAUAUCUCAGAAGCUGUCAACAUGCAAAUGAGACGGGGAAGAGAAUGGGAAGGUGUGGUUACAUGUCGGCGGAAAUCUGGGGACACAGUAAACCUACCUUCAAAAGUUAUUCCUAUUGCACCACUUAUGAGAAAAAAUGAAUACUAUGUGUACAUGAGUGACACUCAUGCACUUGAUCGACUAGAAUUUUCUCAUGCGGACCAUUUUCAUCCUCGUGGCUCAAUCAAAUCCCUCAGGAAAGGUUCUCAUGAUAUUCGCUCACUGAAUAGUGAUGGGGGGCCUGUAGAAAGCGAUCACCCGGGACGCGUUCUGAGUGCCCCUGUUGAGCGAGAGAAGUUUACCUUUAGCCGCAACCUGAACUUUGAAACUUUGAACAUUUUAGAGGGGACUCAAAACAUCAUUCGCCGUCAAAGCUUGGUCAAACUCCAUUCCCUUACAAUUGAGGCUCCAAUCACGCGAGUUUUCAACAUAAUCACUGCUGCUCAGGAGAACUCGCCUGCUUAUGUUGCACAAGCUCUGGAGAAGGUUCUGGAGAUAUUGCGAUCUACAGAACUCUAUUCACCACAGCUCAUAUCGGCUACCCCAGAUAAUGUCAGACCUGUGCCGGCCGACCCCGUAGCAACUGAUCUCCUUGGGGGACUUCUCUCGCAAGGCCCUAAGCCCUUGCUGUCUGUUCGCCGUAGCAGUAACGACACAGCUACCAAAGUUAGUCAGUUACCACGGCCAUCUCUUCCUGCCCUCCACCAACAAGCCUCAGCAGCUAUUCGGGAACUCUUGGCAGAUGAUAUGUCCUGGAACUUUGAUGUCAUUAAACUUGAAAAAAUCUCUGACAAAAGACCGCUGGUGUGGCUUGGUAUGAGUUUGUUGUGUAGAUUUGAUGUACCAGAUACACUGGGCUGUGAUGAGCAAACUUUACAAAAUUGGUUGACACUCAUUGAGGCCAACUACCAUACUGACAACACUUACCACAACUCUACACAUGCUUCUGAUGUCCUCCAAUCAACUGCAUACUUCCUUAAUCAAGAACGAUUAAAACAGCUGAUGGAUCCUCUGGAUGUUGCUGCUUGUCUCAUUGCUGCAGUUGUUCAUGAUGUAGAUCAUCCAGGCAAAAACAGUGCUUUCCUAUGCAAUACCGACAAUGAGUUAGCUAUUCUUUACAAUGACCUGAGUGUGCUGGAGUCUCAUCAUGCAGCUGUUUCCUUCAAGUACACACAUUCAGAUGACCGCGUCAACAUCUAUAAAGCCCUGGAUCGAGACACUUACAAGCAUGUUCGCAAGAGCAUCAUCGACAUGGUGCUGGCAACAGACAUGACCAAACACUUCGAGCACUUAAGCAAGUUUAUCAACAUGUCGGGCAGCAGCAAGACGCCAGUCAAGGAUGAUGACACAGCAUCACUCGAUGGUGCAAGAUACUCUCCUGACCUGAUGUCAUUUGGGACGCCUGAAAACUUGGUUAUAAUCAAACGUAUGAUGAUCAAGUGUGCAGAUGUAAGCAACCCAGUUCGCCCACUUCAUUUGUAUAUUGACUGGGCUCAUCGUAUUGCUAAUGAAUACUUCACUCAGACAGAGGAGGAGAAGAAGCGUAAUCUGCCGAUUGUGAUGCCACAAUUUGACCGCACCACAUGCUCUAUCCCCAAGUCUCAAAUUGGCUUCAUUGACUUCUUCAUCAAUGACAUGUUUGAUGCAUGGGAUGCAUUAGCAGAUGUUCCUGAGCUGAUGGGCCAUCUUAGACGAAACUAUCAAUACUGGAAGGAACAGCAGGAAGCUGCAAAUGGUAAUACAGCCUCCAACAACCAACCUCUCAGUAAGGCUGAUGAAGAUGAACGCGAGGUUGAUGAACAAAAUGGUGCAAUUACUUGUAAAAAUAUUAAUCAAGAUGAAAAAGCAAGCUAGUGAUACGUGAUAUGUAGAAUAUCUCGGUCAAUGAAUACAAACUCUUUUUCAUGACGUGAUCAAUGUAUGAAAGGGGUAGCCUAAGUACUCUCAAGGUAACCUCGAGGGUAUGACCCAAAGCAUCCAGACUGGUGGAUAUAUUCAGUUUGUAAUUAUUUUAUUAUGAAAAUUUUUAAUAUAGUGAGGGCUAUUUCCCUCUGCCCCAAAUCUGAAUCUUGAGUUUUUGGGGGUUAUUACAUUGUGGUAAAAAGCUAAUCAAGAAUACAGUACUAUGCAUUUUCUCAGAAAAAAGCACUAAAGUUGUUAUAACUCAAGUUAGUAGACAAACUCAAGUGUAAUUCAGAUUUGUCGGCAUCUGUCACAUUUUCCAGGUCUCUUGCCUUGGAGGUCAACUUUCUUCUGUCUUGCUUGCUGUCUCUUUUAGUUCUCUCUUUUAACUUCAUAAAUGUUUGAAAAUUCAGUUUUUUUUAAAUGAACUGCAUUUACUAGUGUACAUUAUGCUGAUGAUGCACCUCAUACCUAGCAUGCUACUGAUCAUAGCCUUGACCUACUGAUCAAUCCUUGGCUUACUGAUCAUCCUAGGUUUAUCAUCACUAUCCUGGCCACGUAAUCAUAAUUGUGGAUUCGUGGUCAUAUUCCUUGGUUGGCAUGGUCUUCAGAGUUGAAGAUUCUUGCUUGACUUAGCAAGAGUCACGAGCUCUGAGGACCAUGCUAAGUAGUCAUCAUCUUACAUUAAUGAUCAUGAUUCUGGCCUGGUUAACAUGUUGCUGGGCAAGUGAUCAUGAUCACAAAAUGAUCAUGAUCACAAUUCACAAAGCUGGACAAGUGAUCAUUACAGUUGCAAGCUAAUGAUGCUAAACUUAUAAUAGUAAUUACCAUCCUGGCCUAUGAUCACAAUUUGAGGCUAGCAUUACCCUCGAGGCCUUUAUCCAUCAUGUUAUGGUAAUCAACUAAUGUAUCCAGUUGUUGACUCGUAUCCUCUAUUAUCUUGGUACUGGAGACCCAUGCUUGUGUAUACUAUCACUUGAUACCAUGAUUACAUUUUGUUGAGCAAAAUAUCAUGGAUCGUUCCAGCCAAGGUUCUUCUAGUCAAAUUAAAUCUAUUGCUUUGCUAGAGUGUGUUUGGGAUGGAGAGUCAGAAAAGUUUUCAUUAGUUGGUGUCAUAAAUUCUGUGCAGCUAGUCUAGUGGUAAGUAUAUUUUGCCAAGAGAUAUUAUCUGCCAUUGGUGCAGGAUAUUAUGUAAUGCUCAGCCUAUAGUAGAAUAUUCAUACUCUUGUCAGUGUUACCAUUAACUCUCCCUUGGUAUUCUUCAGAGAUUUAAUUUUACAUAUUAACUGUGGAGUUCAUAGCUGACCUUAAACCAGCAAUAUAUUACAUAUGGGAGUAGUUAACAAAAAGUGAGACAUGUAUAUAAAAAUGUCAAAAUACGUAAUCUAUUUUUUAAAGAAAAAAAGAUAUUAAGUACUAGAAGCAUAGAAUGAUAGAGUGAGUGCCAGAUGAGUGGGAGCUGGUCAGCAGAACUCCACCAGUGUUCCCUCAGCCACAAAUGAUAACACAGAGCUUUAGAGUAGUGCACAUGGGUGAUGCCCUGUAGGAAGUCUACCUGUAUUGUUAAAGAGAUUUGUAAGUUUAAAAGUGUCUCGUGUACCUGAAUGAAAACAAUUAGCAUACAUGUGUUGCAUAUAGUUACAUGGAUGGUGAUAUUUUCAUAAUGGUCAACAGCAUAAAGAGAACAAAUGUUGACUUACCAGAUUAUAAGUUAUUACACUGAGACACAUGGUAUAAUAUAUAUAUAUAUGUGCCCUUGUUGUAGUGGAAUUAACAUUUAUAUCUUGGUAAUAUUUUGCCUGUUUUUACCUGUCUGAUGUUGACAAAAUACAAAUUUACAACUGCUCCAACAAACCAAAUUAGUCUUAAAUAUUUUGGACCAGUAAGGCUCAAUUUUGUGUGUUAUUUAAAAACUGAACCUUACCGGAAGAAAGGCCUUAGGCAUUAAAUUGUUAGUUGAAAAUAGUGUGUUUGGAGUCUGAGUGUAGCUUUGGUGUUGUUUAUCUAGAUGCCUAACUUGGCAAGACAUGCAGGUGUUGAGUUAGGAUGAAAUAACAUUACAAGUUGUGUUUGAUUUUUUGCAUUAUGGUAAGAAGUGUUACAUCAGUGUAACAGCACAUAGAGCUUUACCCGAUCAAGCAGAAUUUACAUGUUUCCAUAUCCUAACUUUGGAAACAAUUUUGUUAUUUUGGUCAAGGGUCAACACAACCUCCUUUACUCAACACCUUCAUCCAUUUGCAAAGUUAAUCAGUGUUCAAAGCAGCACUUUAUAUAAAGUAUCAGAUCAGAGGCUAUUUAAGUCUUAAUUUUUUAAUAUAUAUAUAAGAGGUUCAAGAAGAAUUUUUAUAAAUAAUAUUGGUUCAUAUACACAGAUACAUAUAUCUUCUUAUAUUUUGUAAUACAUAAGGAUUUCCCAUUGUUAGUGCUUGCUGUCAUAGGUUAGGUGGGAGGGAACUUGUGUGACGUGCAUGCAUGCAAGAUGAUGAGUCUUUGUCAGUUUACAGAGAAAUAUGGAGGUUUUCUGGGGGGAGCCCCAUCGGCUCCCCGGAGCUAUCCCAGGCUGAUAUGCUAAUGUCAGACUUUGGCAUCAGUCAUGU
Molecule: messenger RNA, 4914 nt
Organism: Procambarus clarkii (red swamp crayfish)
Lineage: Eukaryota; Metazoa; Arthropoda; Malacostraca; Decapoda; Cambaridae
Source: RefSeq, a predicted model, not a curated record